Molecule: messenger RNA, 360 nt
Organism: Schistosoma guineensis
Lineage: Eukaryota; Metazoa; Platyhelminthes; Trematoda; Strigeidida; Schistosomatidae
Source: the annotation of a GenBank genome assembly
AUGCCUGAAUAUAUGAAGUUGACUUGUCGUACAGAUUCACUCAUUCAACCAGAAUUCAAUGGAACUAAAGAGAACAAUGAAUCUUCUUGCACUGUUUUACUAUCACCAUCUUUAUCAUCAAAAUCUUCUUCAUACAAACAUAUAUACUUAAUCUAUUCUAUUUUAAUAUUUAUUUUAGUAGUCGUUAUACCAUUAAUGUUAAAAAUGACAUUAUAUGGUGAACCAAGCUUUUAUUCACUUUUCCCAAUCUAUUCAAUACUUUUCUCAUGUACAACAAUAUUUGAAGUAAUCAAACGUCUUCGUACAUUACAACAUGAAAUGAAUGAAGACAAUGCACCAGCGGAAGUGUAUUUUUCUUGA